Molecule: messenger RNA, 1452 nt
Organism: Xylona heveae TC161
Lineage: Eukaryota; Fungi; Ascomycota; Xylonomycetes; Xylonales; Xylonaceae
Product: tRNA-guanine transglycosylase family protein
Exons: 3
Coding region: 1-1452 (483 amino acids)
Molecular function (GO): tRNA-guanosine(34) queuine transglycosylase activity
Source: RefSeq, a predicted model, not a curated record
AUGGCCGUUUUAGAAGACUCGAAUAUAGUCGAACCUGCGGCCGAGAUGUUGUCCUUCAACAUUUUAAAGGCACAGAAGCAUGACCGCGCCGGACUUAGACUGGGGAGACUUUUGCUGUCUGAUCGUACUCCUAUUGAAACGCCUCAUUUUAUAAGCAUCACUUCGAGAGGCGCAAUUCCACAUAUCACCCAAGAUACGAUGAAAAAGCAUACAAAAACCAACAGCGUAUAUGUCGCGUUGGAAGAUUUCAUAGAAAAGGCUCCACGCGAAACUCCUCCCGUAUAUUCUAUGCCCGCUCAACAUGAUACCUCUGCACUGCGCCAGUUCACCUCCCUGGGUCAGAACACAACAAUGAUAAUGGGCGCUCGUCGUAUCGAUCCGAUUGCAUGCCCGGCAGCGAAUUCAAACUCAGCCGUGUCGAUCUUAACCUCUGUCGGCUUUCGACAACUCGAAUCAGAAGACUACGCAGAAGCUGCACGGAAAUUGCAGCCUGAUAUUGUCAUUGGACUUGCAGAUAUUGUAUUUGGCCAAAAGCCAGGAUUAAAACGCAUGCAGAAGAUGGGCGACCGGACCGGCUGGUGGAUGGAGCACCUGGUGGCUGCGUGCUCCGAGCAGCCGGAGAUGUCUGAGCACAAGCAGAAGCACAACAAAAAGCCAGCCAUCUUUGCGCCAGUCCUGCCCAUGUCUCAGGGGCAACAGCAUUUCUACCUUAAUCAGCUGGAGGAAGAACUACGAGGCCACAUUGCUGGUCUGACACUAUACGAUCCCACAUCUGUCACGGAGAUUCCGCCUGGCCUCGCUUCGCUUCCUCGCAUGUCCCUAGAUGGACCGAAAUCGCCAUCAGACAUCUUAUACCGCAUAUCACUCGGCAUAGAUCUGUUCGCUAUUCCUUUUAUCUGCGAAGCCACCGACGCCGGCAUCGCGCUGGACUUUACGUUCCCAGCUCCCAAAGGCGUCGCAACGAGCGAACCCAAACAGCUUGGAACAGACAUGUGGAGCUCGGAAUUCGCCGGUGAUAUCUCUCCUCUUCAGGACGGAUGUACCUGCUAUACAUGCACCCGGCAUCACAAGGCGUAUAUUCAGCAUUUAUUAGUAGCAAAGGAAAUGUUGGGCUGGACUUUGUUACAAAUCCACAAUGAGCGCGUCAUGAAUGAGUUUUUUGCGGGCAUCCGCGCAACUAUUGCGGAAGACACGUUCGAAACAGAGCGCAAGAUAUUUGAGAAUGCAUAUCAUAGUGAAUUGCCAGAAAAGACUGGUCAGGGUCCUAGAGUACGAGGCUACCAAUUCAAAGUUAAUGGGCCGAACGAACCAAAGAAGAACCAAGCAUCAUAUACGACCCUCGACGACUCCAGGCAGUGCAUAGAAGAAGCAGCGGCAGCGGCAGCGAUACCAAGCCCCGGUGAAGAUGCAGAUGAUCUUGCGGCAAAGGGCUUUGCGGAGAAGGCUGAAUAG